AUGGCCAUCGCUGGUUGUUUGCCAACCAUUUCCACCGACGGCCCUGUCGCCUGUGAAACACAGGUCAGCGAUGUCCAUCCAUGGCCAUGCGAUUUCAACGUCUUGGGCGUCGUCUUGACGGUUUCAUCGCUUUGGUGCUCGGCGCUUCUCGUGCUAGAAAGUGGACAGCCAACCGCUGAAAAGCCACCGCUGAGCACUGGUAUCACAACUCUAGCAAGGGUCAAUCGAAACAAAUCUGUCGGAACCGAGAUCACGGUGCAGAGAGUGAUAUUUAACAAAAACAGUCAAGCCUACUCCCGGUCGUCCGAAAAUUCUAACGUUUCCGAUCCAUUCCCUUCGUCCCGCGAACAGCAGCAUUGCGUAUUUGCGUCUCUGGGCAACUGGGCGACGGCGCAAGCCUCCAACCAGUCACGGACUCAUGGCUGCUCCGCGAAACUCUCUUCUCUGUCAAUCGACGACGAUGACGGGAUGGCCUCCCAAUGGGAUACGCUGAGCUACGCCUCGACGUCGUCACAAGCAACAGAGUUGAACACAAUCUUGUUGAUAUCAAUUGAUACACCCGCAACCAUGGCCAUCAUUUCCAUCAACGGGAAUGAGCUUAACCCCGAAGAUCAAGCCCCUGUUUUGAGGGCCCUCCACUUGGAGUCGGAAGACGCAUCCAAAUCCGAUUACAUCCUGGUCCAAACCACCGCACCUCUCUCCGAUGAGCAAGAGAAUCAACUUGAGCAACUUGGUGUCGUGAUCCAUGAAUAUGUGUCACAAAACACCUACUUGUGUGGUUACAAGGACAGUGACCUGGCGCAAAUCCGAGCGCUGGAUUUUGUUGCGUGGGCAAACGUCUACUUGGAUACCUUUGUGAUCCAGCCUACCUUGAAAUCUGCUACGCCCACAGCCCAAUCCAUGUCGAUUUUUCCGACGGUGCGCCCAACCAGCAAGGUCCGAGAAGUUGAUGUCAUCUUCCACCAUGAUGUCGAUACCCAGUCCGAGUCUCUGAAAACUGCUAUCGCGACUGCCGCCCGCGUGGAUCCCGAUGGCCUUGAUAUCAGCUCUUCUAAAGUUCGACUUGCGGUCCAGGAACAAUACCUCGAGGAUCUGGCUGCUCUUGACCACGUGCGGCUCAUCCAGAGGGCCUAUCCGGCAAAAUUGUUCAAUAACAUAGCCGUGAAGCUCAUAGACGGUGAGGUUGAACUCAACGGGACCGCCUAUGAAGGUGAAGGCCAGGUAGUCGCCGUUGGAGAUACCGGAUUAGAUAAAGGGAGCAUGCAAGAUGUGCACCACGCCUUCAAGGGACGCGUCAAGAAGCUAUACCCUCUUGGAAGGGCAUCGUUGGGUAAAGCGGAUGACCCAGACGGCCACGGCACACACGUGUGUGGAUCAGUCCUUGGGGAUGGGGAGUCUCAAACAAUGGGAGGACGAAUUCGGGGUGUUGCUGUCAAGUCUUCUCUCGUCGUGCAGUCACUUCUCGACAGCCGUGGAGGGUUGGGCGGCAUUCCAGACGACCUAACCAACCUCUUCCUUCAGCCAUACAAGGAGGACGAUGCAAAGAUCCACACCAACUCUUGGGGAUCAAACUCAUCCGGGCAAUUACCGUACGAUGCGAGCAGCUCGGAAAUAGACAAGUUUGUUUGGGAACACCCUGACGCGGUGAUCCUAUUUGCUGCCGGAAAUGACGGUGCAGACGUCAAUCGUGACGGGGUCAUCGAUGAAAAGCAGAUUGGCUCCCAGGCAGCGGCCAAAAAUUGCAUCACCGUCGGUGCGAGUGAGAAUAAUCGCCCGAACCUCCCCGUCAAAUACGGUAGACGAUGGCCAGCACCUCCUUUCGGCACUGACUUGAUGGCCAAUAAUCCCGAGGGCAUGGCUGCAUUUAGUAGUCGAGGUCCCACAAAGGAGGGCCGGAUCAAGCCUGAUGUCGUUGCACCAGGAACAGGCAUUCUCUCCGCUCGCUCCCGGAACCUUUUGAACCCGAGUGAGCCAUAUGGACGCAGCGACGACCCGAAUUACUGGUUCCUCGCUGGCACCAGCAUGGCCACACCUCUCGUAGCCGGUGCCGUCGCGGUCUUGCGCGAAAGCGUGAUAAAGAACGGGACAUCAAAUCCAAGUGCCGCGCUCAUCAAAGCUUUGCUUAUCAAUGGCACUGUCAAACUCGCGGGCCAAUACGUCCCGUCCGAAGCUGGCCCAUCGCCUAAUCCCAGUUCUGGAUUUGGUCUCGUGAACGUCAAAAAUUCAAUCAUCCUAAAGGACGACAAAUACGCAAAGUACUAUGAAAAAUCCAUCAAUAGGCGACAAGGGCUCGACGAAGAUGACUCCAUUACCGUCGAUAUCCCUGAGGCAGGGGCCGAAGCAUCAACAGGCGUCAAAAACAUGCUGAAAGUGACCCUUGUGUGGUCCGAUCCACCUGGUGAGACCUUGCAGAACGAUUUGGACCUCAUCGUCGUUGCAUCGAAUGGCAAAGAGCGCCAUGGAAACAUGGGUGAGAAGCCGGGAUUUGAUAGGGCAAACAACGUCGAGCAGGUUGUUUGGACAAAUAUUCCGGCUGGCAAGGUGGAAAUCCGCGUUCGGGCCCAUCGUCUUGCCACGAAGACUCGCGCCCAGCCUUAUGCGCUUGUUUGGAGCUUCAACAGGUUCAAUUCAUUUGUACGAGAAAAUAUGAAAAACGCAAAAAGGAAGGGUCAGAUAGGAUCCGGUCUCCUACGUAUUGUUUAUGUUUAUGAGUAG
Molecule: messenger RNA, 2715 nt
Organism: Uncinocarpus reesii 1704
Lineage: Eukaryota; Fungi; Ascomycota; Eurotiomycetes; Onygenales; Onygenaceae
Exons: 6
Coding region: 1-2715 (904 amino acids)
Biological process (GO): proteolysis
Molecular function (GO): serine-type endopeptidase activity
Source: RefSeq, a predicted model, not a curated record